This is a messenger RNA of Pyricularia grisea, 7869 nucleotides long. RefSeq lists its product as uncharacterized. Gene Ontology annotation, molecular function: phosphopantetheine binding; fatty acid synthase activity; oxidoreductase activity. The transcript has 2 exons. Gene Ontology annotation, biological process: fatty acid biosynthetic process; secondary metabolite biosynthetic process. Bases 1 to 7869 code for a protein of 2622 amino acids. The record is from RefSeq and is a predicted model, not a curated record. Lineage: Eukaryota; Fungi; Ascomycota; Sordariomycetes; Magnaporthales; Pyriculariaceae.
AUGACGGCCGAUGACAGAUCCAAAGCUGCGUAUGCCAAUGGCAACGCACACCGUAUUGGCGUCAACGGCUCAGUCACAAAUGGCCAUAACCAAAUCCCCAUCCCCGUAAAUGAACACAAACCCUGCUCUCCAACCCACACACAAACCCCCGUAGCGGUAGUAGGUAUGGCCUGCCGUCUCCCCGGUCACAGCAAUAGCCCGCAGGCCUUCUGGGAGAUGCUACUCGCAAACCGGAUCGCCGACAACCACCCACCCACUUCCCGCUUCUCGCUGAACGGCCACUUUGACGGCUCACGCAAACCCCACACGAUGGCGACUCCUGGCGGCAUGUGGCUGGAGGACGUCGACAUUGAGCUGUGGGACGCACCCUUUUUCAACAUUCCGCGCUCCGACGCCAACGUCCUCGAUCCGCAGCAGCGGCAGCUGCUCGAGGUGGUGUACGAAUGCCUAGAGAACGCCGGGGCGAGUCUGGACUCUGUCAAGGGCAGCCGCAUCGGGUGUUUUGUCGCGGCCAUGUCCGGCGACUAUGAGCUGAUGCAGGCUCGUGACCCCGACGAGAGGGCCGAGAACACGGUCAUCGGGGUGUCCAGGUCGAUCCUCAGCAACCGCAUCAGCCAUUUUCUCGACAUUCGCGGGCCCAGCAUGACGGUGGAUACGGCGUGCUCUGGCUCCCUGACGGCUAUAGACACAGCAUGCCGCUAUCUGGAAGCCAACCAGUGCGACGGGAUGCUGGUGGCUGGCAUCAAUCUCUACAUGGAACCGUCCCACAACGAGGAGGGCGGACUGAUGAGAAACGCCGCGUCGGCGAGCGGGCGCUGCCACACCUUCGACGUCAAGGCGGAUGGAUACUGCCGUGCCGAGGCCGUCAACGCCGUCUUCCUCAAGAGGCUUGACGACGCCGUUCGAGACAGGGAUCCAAUCCGAGCUGUGAUCCGCGGCACCGCCUGCAACAACGACGGCCGCACUCCCACGGGCAUCACCAGCCCUAGCGCCCAGGCGCAGACGGCAGCCAUCCGUGCCGCAUAUUCCAACGCCGGCAUCGCGGACCUGGACCAGACCACAUUCCUCGAGUGCCACGGGACGGGCACGCAGGCUGGGGAUCCCAUCGAGGUGCAGGGUGCUGCGGCUGCGUUUGCGACCUCCGCGCGUGCCGAUGGCCGUUGCGCUCCCUUACUGAUCGGGUCUUGCAAGAGCAACAUUGGCCACUCGGAAGCGGGCGCAGGCAUCUCGGGGCUCAUCAAGGCUGUUUUGGCUAUUGAGAGAGGCGUGAUACCAGGAAACCCAACGUAUAUCACGCCGAACCCCAAGAUCGACUUCAAGGGUUCGUGUGUGGAGGUCGUGGGAAGGAAUUUACAGUGGCCGAAAGGGGCUAUGCGUCGGGCAAGUGUCAAUUCGUUUGGAUUUGGAGGAUCAAACGCACAUGCCGUCAUCGAAUCGCCCAUGUAUCUACUCGGCGCCGAUGCCAGAGAGCAACAACAUUACGUCUUGUCCCACCAGCAGGAAACAUCCUACUCACUGUCGGGUUCCAACGGGACGUUGGACAUGGAUGACGACGACGACAUGGACCUCAUGAUGAAGCAGCGUCCACAACUCCUCGUCGUAUCAGCCAACAACCAGGACUCGCUCCAGCGCAACAUCAACGUGCUUGAGAAGCACCUCCUCAACCCGGCCAUCGAGGUGCGGCUGAAAGACCUGGCCUACACUCUAUCUGAGCGGCGAACCCACCACUUCAACCGUGCGUUUACCGUGUCGCAGGCCACGGACGAGAUCGAGUGGAACGCAUUCUCAUUUGAUAAGACCCGCGCGGCCGGCCGCCGCAUCGCCAUGAUCUUCACCGGCCAAGGAGCUCAGUGGUCACAGAUGGGCAGGGACCUGCUGGAAACGUACCCGCUGGCCCGCCGCACCGUCGAUGCCCUGGAUGAUGUGCUCCAGGCGCUACCAGAACCAGUGCGCCCCGCCUGGAGGCUUGUAGAUGAGCUGACCAAACCGCGCAAGGCGGGUGUGAUACGCCAGCCUGAGUUUUCGCAGCCUCUUGUCACGGCUCUGCAGUUGGCUCUGUUGGCCGUCUUGGAGGACUGGGAUGUGAAACCGUCGGCUGCUGUUGGCCACUCGUCCGGGGAGAUUGCGGCUGCUGUUGCGGCAGGUUACAUGAGCUCGGCGGAUGCUAUCAAGACGGCGUAUUUCCGUGGCUACGGCUCCAAACAGAUGCUCGAGGCAAACGGAGAGGAACAAGCUGCGGGGCCUCUUGGCAUGCUAGCAGUUGGAGUGGGACCGGAAAUGGUACAGUCUUACCUCGACGCGGUCAACAGCAAAAGCUCGAAUAAAGGGGCUGAUGUCCAUAUUGCAUGUUACAACAGUCCUUCCAGCCUUACCAUAUCCGGUCCCGUGUCCUCUUUGACAGCGUUGGAAGCCAGGUUGAAAGAAGAUGGCCACUUCGCUCGUCUUCUCCAGGUCGACCUGGCCUACCACUCGCCGUAUAUGACAUCUGUAGCCUCUUAUUACAAGAAAACCCUCCAAGAAUUUUGCAAUUUCGGCCGGGAAGGCUCGCAAAAUGGACAACAGCAAGGCUCGGCGGUGUGGUUCUCGUCGGUGACUGGAAACCGCAUUGAUACUGGAUCGGCAGUGGAUGCAGAGUACUGGAAGAGCAACAUGGUGAUGCCAGUCCGGUUCCACCAGGCCUUGACAGGCAUGAUUCUUGACGGGUCCGAGGCUACUGAUGAGGCUGAUUUGAUGCUUAUCGAAAUUGGACCGAGCAACGCAUUGGCAGGUCCUGUUUCCCAAGUGAUUAAAGAUGCGGAUGGCGCCGGAAAUCAGGGGCUGGCCGCCAAGGUCAAAUAUACAUCAGCCUUGAAGCGAGGGGCCAACAGCGUGUAUCCUCUCCUAGCAGUCGCAGGCCAGUUGUUUGCUGUAGGUGUCCCUGUACCCCUCGCCAAGGUCAACGGGUAUGACUUUGCCAGUACAGACGAGAACGCGAGCAUUGUGAAAUUUGGCUCGGCAAGAACAACGGCUCCCCGGGUCGUAGUAGAUCUUCCCAACUACCAAUGGGAUCACUCCACUCGAUACUGGCACGAAGGACCCGCCAGUCGCGACUGGCGCCAUCGGCCUUUUGUCCCACACGACCUCCUCGGAUCCAAGGUGCUCGGAACACCCUGGAGCAAUCCGACGUUUUCCAAGGUCCUGCACCUUGAGGACGUGGCCUGGCUGCGGGAUCAUAAGCUUGGCGAGCAGGUCGUCAUGCCGGGCGCUGCAUAUGUUGCCAUGGCUGUCGAGGCCGUGUAUCAGACCGCCAGCAUGACUGAGUGGAAGAACAGCAAUCAGAGCAGCAACUCGCCCGAAGAGUUCCAACCCCCUGCCGAGCCACCAUCAAGUUAUCAGUUCCAGCUGCAAGACGUCAAGAUUCUUCGUGCCUUGGUUCUCGAUGUUGGAGAAGACUGCAGGCUAGUGACUAGUCUAUCGCGCGAGCGGACAAACAUUGCUGGGUGGUUCACGUUCCAGAUUUUCUCGUUGCCCAAUAUCAAAGACGCCAACAGCAAAAUCGAGCACUGCACCGGUCUGAUCCGUGUCAUCGACCUGGCCGCAGACGCAGCUUCAGGCACCUGGCGCCAACUACCAGCCGCAAGUGCCGAGCAGAUCAGCCCUCUCCACGCCGCCGAUCCAGCGGCUACAUGGUAUCGGGCCUUCCGCGACGUCGGGUACAACUUUGGUCCGCAUUUUCAGCGUCUUGUUCAGGUGGAAUGCACACCUGGAGUGCAAGAUACUCGGAACGUGUUGUCGAUGGAUCCGCCCGUCAUUACUACGCAGGGCAGCGACAAUAAGACAGAGAUGAAACCAAUGCAGCCGUGGUACGAGACACGGGGGACUCUACACCCCGUGGCCUUUGACUCUGUCACGCAAGCGCUCAUCCCGGCCCUGUGGAAGGGCGAUCCUGCGGCAUCCGCUGUCGUGACGGUGCCUCCGCUGAUAGAGAGCAUCACAAUGACUGUUCGUCCCAGAAAGCAACCAAGCGCGGAGAACAAUGCCGUGGUCCUAUCGAGCGUCCGUCCUACUGGUGUACGCAGGCCUGGUGUUCCCGAGGAUUGCGUUGGGUUGUGUGACGUCUACGACGCGGUGGAUGGCACGCAUAUGUUGCAGAUCAAGGGACUCCAUUGGAAUCGUGUCGAUGCGCAGGAGGACCUCACCAUGAGACAUGUGUACCACGGCCUGGUCUGGAAGCCCGACGUGUCGCUCCUCAGUGCUCGUGGUUUACAGGGCCUGAGACCGGAGUCGGAGUGGAAUGAUAAAAUACAGCUCCUCCUAGACUUGAUCUGUCACAAACUGCCAUACCCCAACGUGCUCGAAAUCAGCAGCAGCGAGCACGGAGGUGGCGCAGAUACCGACCAGACCCAGAACCCCAUUGUACCUCUCUACUGGCUCCCUGGUGGCGACGACGAUGAGGAGCGCAACCACAUGCGCGCUGACGUGUGUGCCUCGUACCACUUUGUCUCGGCGGAGCCGCAGACCUUGCUGGCGAUACAAGACCGCUACUCACUCUUGCCCAAUGCCAGCUUUAGUCUUGCUGAUAUUUCAAUGGCUGGAUCCGUGCUCCCCGGUGACAGCGAGUACGACUUGGCCAUCGUAAAUGUCAACAGAGAUCAUAUCGAGGCGAAGGUGGGAUUGGAAAGCAUGUUGAAAACUGUCCGCGAUGGAAUGCGUGAUAAGAGCACCAGAUAUGCGGUGGUGACGGCCACUUCUGCAAAUCAUCAGUCAGACAUUGAGCUGGUGCAAAAGAUAGCCAGGGAUGCCGGAUUCAAGGUCAUUUUGAAGUUGUCAGAUGGGGGCAAUGCGAUGCUUCUUCUCUCCACACACCCAGCACCCCUGGAAGCUCAGGCCGGUUUGACCAAUGGAGUUGACCCAAGCGCUGAAAGAUCACUCACAGUCUUUCACUUUGCGGAUGAAUUUCAACCCAAGUCUCGUGCCCUGCGGAAGAAGCUUGAGGCAACUGGCUGGAGCAUCUCUCUUGGCCAUGUUGGUAAUAUUGACCAGGUUCAAGCGGGCAGCAUUGUCUUGGUAUGCGAUGAAGUAUACGGAGCAAUCAUGUCUAGAAUCACCCAGGGCCAAUGGGAAGCUCUACAGAUACUUAUUUCUAAAGAAUGUCGGCUGCUGUGGCUCACUACCGGCGCCGUUGGCUUGAGCGGUGACGGACAGGAGCAAACCCUCAAGGAAAUGCAUCCAGAGCGAGCAGCUAUUAACGGACUCAUGCGUUCCGUCCGUCGAGAGGAGCCACAUCUGCGUCUGGUCAGCUUGGACCUGAGUCCCCAAUCCGUCGCAGAUGGUGUCGGUGAUGUAGACUCCAUCGAAAUGUGCCUGCAGCAGCUCCUGUCUCCGAGUGGCAGCAACAGCAGCAGCAGCAGCAACAACGAAAGCGUCGAAAGCGAAUUUGUGGAGCGCCAAGGUAUCCUGCACAUCAGUCGCAUCAUGCCAGACGCCACCCUCAACCGGGCCAAGCUUGAGCACUCCGACGUCUACAAGGGCGACUUGUUCAAGCCCAGAGACGACCCACCGGUCUGCGUGCAGCUCAGGGCAGAACGGCUGGGCAACAUCGACUCGCUAUGUUUCGCCGAGACGGCGCUGCCGGCAGAGCUCCCACCCAACCACGUCGAGGUCGAGGUGCACGCGUCAGGCCUCAACUACAAAGACGUCGCCGUGACCAUGGGCCUGGUCCCCGCCGACGAGUACCGCCUGGGAGAAGAGGCUGCGGGUGUCGUGGUGCGCGUCGCCUCGGACGUGACGACCUUGAAGCCCGGCCAGCGCGUCUUCGUCUUCAGUCGCGCGUCGCUGGCCAACCGCGUGCGCGCCAGCACGGAGCGUGUGCAUGCCAUCCCCGACGACAUGAGCUUCGAGGACGCCGCCACGCUGUGCGUAUACAUCACGGCCAUGUAUGCACUCUUCAACCUCGGCGGCCUGCGGAGAGGCAUGCGCGUCCUCAUCCACUCGGCGGCGGGGAGUAUGGGUAACGCGGCCAUCCAACUGUGCAGGAGCGUCGGUGAUGUGGAAAUCUUUGCGACGGUUGGCAGCGAUGCCAAGAAGAAGUUUCUGGUGGAAGAAAUGAACAUAUCACCAGAUCACGUCUUUUCGUCGCGGACGCCCGAGUUUGCACACGAGAUUCGCCGGCUGACGGACGGUGCAGGGGUCGACUUGGUGCUGAAUUCGUUGACGGGACCUCUGCUUGAGUCCUCGUGGCACCUAGUGGCUCCGAACGGAACGUUUGUCGAGAUUGGCAAAAAGGACAUGCUCGCCCGGCACGCGCUGCCCAUGGAACCCUUCACGCGCAACGUUUCGUACCGUGCCUUGGACACGUCGCCGCGCUUCUUCUCGGACUCCACCAUCAAGAUCAUCAUGGCGGAUCUGUUCCGUCUGCUGGAAAAGGGAGCCGUCAAGUCUAUUUUCCCCCGGCAGACUUUCUCCUAUUCUCGCGUAGCCGACGCUUUCCGCUUGUUGAGACAGGGCACUCACAUCGGCAAACUUGUGGUAUCGCGAAAUGGGCCAAUAGAUAGCGAUCAAACAGGAGGGCAAAAACAUGAGAUGGAAGGGACAAAAGAAGCUGGUACCGUAGUACCAAUCCGGCAACUCCCACACAUCCCAUCCCAACUUCGAUCAGAUGUGUGCCAUCUGAUCGUCGGGGGUCUCGCUGGGCUGGGCGGCAGCCUUGCUGUUUACCUCGCCAAGGAAAUGGGUGCGAGGAACAUUGCUACUCUCUCACGUUGCGCAAAUGUGCCUAACAAAAUAAUUCAAAGUCUGGCCUCCCUUGGCUGUCACCUGGAUGUGCUCCAGGCCGAUGUGACGUCGCUCGAGGAUGUCAAGGGGGCGUUUGCCAAGACUAAGAUGCCAAUCGGCGGUAUUGUGCAUGGUGCUAUGGUUCUCAGAGAUCGACCAUUUACAACCAUGACCAUGACCGAGUUCCACGAAGCUAGUGGCUGCAAGAUUGCCGGCGCACUGAAUCUACACCAAGCCGCGCUGGAUCUAAACCUGAACCUGGACUACUUCUCGCUACUAUCUAGCAUCUCGGGCAUCGUGGGCGGCAAAGGUCAGGCAAACUACGCGGCAGGCAACGCGGUGCUGGACGCGCUCGCGGCUCACCGUCGCGCCAUGGGCUUGCCGGCAUGUGCAGUCGACCUCGGAGCAGUCGAGGACAUUGGGUACAUUGCAAAUCAACAGCAGGCAUUGACUGCGCUGCAGUCUGGAAGGACCGACUUCUCAGGCCAGGAUUAUCUGUCCAAGGUCACGGCAGGCGGAACACUUACCCCGAUCAACGAGCGCCUGCUGCGGAAGAUUAUCCAGCUCUGUCUGCUACAGCAGGAAAACCAGCUCAAGUCCCAACUAGAACCCAGCAAAGCCCCAUCACCAGUGCCCUACCAAAUGAUCACGGGACUGACGGUCCCGCAGCCAGAACAAUCAGACCUGGCCACCGACGCCCGCUUCUCGGCGCUCUUCAACAUCCCCAGCUCCAAAGCCGGCGGGGGCGACGGUUCCAACGGGGGCGUUGGUCGCGGCGCAGGUUCCAGCGGCGCAAAACACACCUCGGACAGCAAGGACCUGCGCGAGCUGCAGCUCAUGCUGUGGUCGUCCAAGGCGGUGCAGCCGGCCGUGGUCAAGGCCGGGCUGGUGCGGGUGGUUGGAGCAUAUUUUGCCAAGACGCUGCGGCUAGAGGUCGAGCAGGUCGACGUCGAGAGGCCGCUGUCGGCCUUCGGGAUAGACUCCAUGGCUGCUGUGGAGAUUCGAAACUGGGUCAGGACGGAGUUGGGGGUUGUUUUGGCGACUUUUGAGAUUAUUAACGCGUCGAGCAUUAUUGGGUUUUGUGAUGUUGUCAUUGCCAAGUUGAACAAGACAUAA